Colletotrichum truncatum is the source of this 2001-nucleotide messenger RNA. Its product is annotated as Phenol 2-monooxygenase 2. The record is from RefSeq and is a predicted model, not a curated record. Gene Ontology annotation, molecular function: FAD binding; oxidoreductase activity. Lineage: Eukaryota; Fungi; Ascomycota; Sordariomycetes; Glomerellales; Glomerellaceae.
AUGGCACCCGGCUUACUCAACUCAGACGGUUCAAUGGAUGACCAGAAUGGCAACGCCGCCGGGCGUCUUAACGCCAACUUCGAACCCAACGUAGACACCCUCACCCUUCUCCGAAGCUUGCCUGAGCCCCCCAUAGAGUCUCAGGUAUGCGUUGUUGGCGCUGGACCCGCCGGUCUUAUGUUGGCUGCCAAUCUUGGCCGUUUCGGUAUCAAGGUUGAGGUCAUUGACGACAGAGCCGACCAGACACCUGUUGGAAGAGCAGAUGGAUUGCAGCCCAAGACGAUCGAGACCUUCCGACAGAUGCGCCUGGCCGAUCCUUUGUUGAAACGAGGCGUUCGCGUUUACGACAUUUCCUUUUGGCGUAGCACCGCCGACGAGCCACUUCACAGACUGGGCCGCGAGGUUCACUACCCUCCCGUCAUUGACGUCCUGGAUCCCUACAUUCUUUUGGUACAUCAGGGCAUGGUUGAAGGCCUCUUCAUCGACGAUUUGAAAAAGCGUGGAGUCGAGGUGCGAAGAAACACAGCAUUUGAGUCCUACAGCGUGCCAGAAGACAAGUCUGGUCCUCUCCAGGUCAACUGUCGCACAAACGUAAAUCAGGACCGCCGGACGAUUUUGACUCAGUACCUUAUUGGAUGUGAUGGUGCACACUCAAAGGUACGCAAGAGUAUUCCAGAUGCGCGGGCCAUUGGCUUGUCGCAACCCGCCAUCUGGGGUGUUCUCGACGGCGAGCUGAUUACCGACUUCCCCGAUAUCUGGUCUAAGACGCUAGUUUACUCUCAAGAGUACGGCUCGAUUCUGAUCAUUCCGAGAGAGAGAAACAUGACCCGUUUCUACAUCGAGCUCAAAGCAGGCCCCAAAGCUGACAAGCGAGAGCUUGGCCAGGAGUUCGUCAUGGCUCGCGCGAAGAAAAUCAUGGCGCCGUUUGAGGUUGACUGGAAGUACAUUGAGUGGUUUGGUCGCUACCAGAUUGGCCAGAGAGUGGCCAGCCGGUUCUGCGACUCCCAUCUGAGGGCGUUCCUUGCUGGUGACGCCAGUCACACGCACUCUCCAAAGUCGGCUCAGGGCAUGAACACCUCUAUGCACGACUCUUGGAAUCUGGCGUGGAAGCUCAACCUGUCACUUCGUGGCCUUGCGAAGUCCGUACUGCUCGAGAGUUACGAGGAAGAGCGGAGAAAGAUCGCUGUAGACCUCGUUAACUUUGACUAUGAGCAUGCCAACCAGAUUGCUGGCGGCGAUGCUGUGGCGCUGGCGGAGAACUUCAAGACCAACGUCCGUUUCAUCUCCGGUAUUGGCGCCGAGUAUGCCGAGAGCCUUCUCAACAGGUCCGACCCCCAGGGUCUGGUCAUGGGAGAUGCCCGUCCGGGCUGCUUGCUCCCUCCCGCCAAGGUCACUCGUUACAUUGACUCAAACCCCGUUGAUGUGCAGCUUGAUAUUCCCAUGCUCGGCCAGUUCCGCAUCUACCUCUUGAUGUGGGAUAUUCAGGCUUCGAGCCCCUUCCUAGAGACUUUCUGCCAGUCUAUCGCCUCGGCCAACUCCUUCAUCAGUAAGCUGUCCGCUUCUGCCAGCGCCUCGUACGCCGCGCAGCCCAGAUUGCCUUCUCCGGAAGAUAUUUACUCCCGGCCCGAGCGAUACACUGCUGUCAGCCAUCUCUUCACAUUUGCCUUGAUUACCACCAUGCCGAAGGCCGAUGUGGAGAUUUCAGACCUGCCGGCCCUCCUGCAGGACAGCCGCUGGACGUUCUACCUGGACGACAUUCCAGAGCAGGACACGCGCGGCCAGCUCUGCACCAACAAGUGGCUCGGCAGCCUCGGCCCUGGAGAGGUCGCCAUCGUCAACGUACGACCUGACGGUUAUGUUGGCUCCGUCGGCAGGUGGGACUCGAGCGUGGACGAUGCUGGUGAAGAGGCUGCUCGCUGGUUGGAUGCGUACUACGAUGGCUUCCUUCAGCUGCCUAACGGCUCAUCUCCUACCGCAACCCCAACCCCCAUGACAGUUUAG